AUGAGCAGCAGGCAAGGUGGAAGUCGUGCAUCCGAUGAGGAUGGCAAGACUGCGGUUAAAGUUGCCGUCCGUGUACGACCACCGCUGAAACCAACCGAUCCUGGUUAUGAAUUGAUUCCUCAGCGAUUUCAGAAAUCCACGGUCCAGGUCACUGCGCCAACCAGUUUGGCCGUUGAUGUGUCCGCUGGGCGCAAACUCUUUGUGUUUGAUCGCGUGUUUCCUGAAACUACCGAACAGGAAGGGAUCUGGGAAUAUGUCAGUGAUAGUGUCGACUCAUUUGUUGAGGGAUACAAUGUCUCGAUUAUGGCCUAUGGCCAGUCCGGCGCGGGAAAGUCCUUCACAAUGGGGACCUCCGGUCCUAUUGGGCAGCAUAACAUGCACGAUAUGGGCAUCAUCCCCCGUGCUGCGCAGGUUUUGUUUGAUAAAUUAGAUGGCCCCUCGAAACAUAAUCGGAAUAGCUCACACUCGAAUUCGGGCCUCCGAACGCCACAAAGAUAUUCACUAAGUUCCGCCGCAAAUUUUGGGAAGUUGAAUCAGGAAAAAGAAAAGACCUGGCAGCUGAAGGCUACAUAUGUGGAGAUCUAUAAUGAACACCUGAGAGAUUUGCUCCUUCCCGAAUCGACAAUUGCAAACGAUCGCAGCAACGUGACAAUUCGUGAAGAUACCAAGGGCCGCAUUAUUCUGACUGGGUUGCACCAAGUCAACGUUAACUCAUUUGAAGAUCUGAUCGGUGCCCUGAACUUCGGCUCGACCAUCCGUCAAACAGACUCCACGGCAAUUAACGCCAAAUCAUCCCGGUCGCAUGCCGUGUUUAGCUUAAACCUUGUGCAGCGCAAAUCUUCAUCAAAUCACGCGACUCCGAGCCCCAUGAAGGAGAAGCGCAUGUCGAUUCCAUCCGACACAUUCCACGCUGGGGAGUCAGUAACUGUUGAUAGUAAAUUGCACUUUGUGGAUCUGGCGGGAAGUGAGCGGCUGAAAAAUACCGGUGCAUCUGGAGAACGCGCGAGGGAGGGAAUCUCGAUUAAUGCCGGUUUGGCCGCACUGGGCAAAGUCAUUUCACAACUCUCCUCGCGCCAACAGGGCUCUCACGUCUCCUACCGGGAUUCAAAGCUUACCCGACUGCUCCAGGAUUCACUCGGUGGAAACGCUUACACGUACAUGAUUGCUUGUGUGACUCCCGCCGAAUUCCACCUCAGCGAGACUUUGAACACGAUUUCAUAUGCCCAGCGGGCCAGAGCUAUUCAGAGCAAACCUCACAUCCAGCAAAUUGCAGACGACGGCGACAAGCAGGCUUUGAUUGAGCGACUCAAGUCCGAGAUAUCUUUCUUGCGCCUGCAGAUUCACAACUCUGAAGGAUCCGAGCGACGUGAAGGAGGAUCCACCGAACGAAGCGAACGGAAGAACGAUCGUGAAAAGCACUUGCAGAAUCAGUUGUUGGACAUCCAGGAAAACUACAAUUCUCUCAGCCAACGUCACGCUAAGCUGAUUUCGAAUAUGGCUAACGAUUCGCAUUCACAUACCACUAAUGGCGAUUUGGACGACGCGACCUCUGAGAUUGGGAAGAACUCGGUCGAGAGAAUGCAACGGUCCAAGUCCUUUGCCGAGUCGGUGGAGCAGAUGGUUUUGGAGUACGAAAAGACGAUUCAAAGCCUGGAGUCUUCACUCUCUGAAACACGCGCCUCCCUUUCGAUCACGGAGAGUGAUCUACUUGAACGUGAGACCAAGUGCGCCUAUAUUGAGACUAUCAAGGAACAGCUUCAGACCCGCGUCCAGAAGUUGACGGACCGGGAACUCAGCACCGAGAACUACCUCCACGAAUUGGAGUCCAAGCUUGAUGGCCACUCUACAGGCGAAGAGAAGCACGCUGCCAUUGUUGCCGAAUUGCGGAAAGAAUUGAGCCGGGCUCGCGAAAGCGAAGCCAGCUGCGAGGAAUACAUCUCGACACUUGAAGAACGACUUGCGGAGAGUGAUCAGGACAUGGAACUUAUGCAGCGCGAGGUGGUACGUUUGGAACAUGUCAUUGAGCGCCAGCGAGGCCUUGGGCAGCUAGACCGCCUACUCGGCGAGAUGGACCAACCGGAUGGUGGAGAUAGACACAAUGGUGCCAGCGGCAUUAACUACUCCCACUAUCACCAGCCUAGGGGUAUGCACCCCUCUCAUAGACAUGCGCCCUCUCUGGAUGUUCUCAAUGAAGCAGUUGAGACGGCCAUUCCGGAAUCAGAUGAGGAUUCUGUCGAGCCGACUGUAGAAGCCGAACUGGAGUCCAUUGGAGAAUCAGAGCGCGAGACAGGUGAGGACUUGAAGGUCCUGGAAAGCGUGACCAGCAGGCUGGGCAAGCUGGAGGCACGUCGCUCGGAAGCUCUUCACGAGGAGCCCCUCGCAAGUCCCGCCCAGUCCAAGUUCGUUGCCGACAAGCUUGAGACUAUCACGCAGGAGCUGUUCGAUCUGCGUCUACAACACGAGAACACCAUUGGUAACUAUGAGAACCUUGAAUCCAAGUACGAGCAGGCUCUCAAAGCCCUUGAAGAGCUUCGCCAAGAUAAGAUUGACGAAGCCCGCCACCCGGCACCCGACGUUCAAAACGAACUUUCGCCGCGCCCGGCGACUUUUUUAGGGAAUGGAGGCACUCCGACUUCGAAGGCUGGACCACAACACUCAUCCUCGCAAUCACUCUCUUCGGAGUUAUCCUCGGUCGGGGAGCAAUCUACUUUGCGCGCAUUGUCUGAGGACGGAUCCAAGGCGGUUUCAUCCGCGCCCUCAACCCCGCAGGUGCUGUCCGUUGCUAAUGCAGACUCUGAAGAGUUCGAAAACAUGCGCAAGAUGCUUGCCGAGCAUCAGGAGAGCGCGGAGCUCAUGGCCGAGAAAUAUAAUGAGUUGCAAAACGAGCAUGAUCAGAUUCUUUUACUGGUUGAAAGGUUAAAGGUUGAGGCUCACCGCGCCAAGUCAAACUCGCCCCCUGCAACCCCCGGUUUUAAAAUGCUCCGCCGCAUGACUAGCCAGAACAUACUGUCAGGUGUUGACCGUGCAACCCGAGCCCUUACUGGUCUACGUCUCCUUGCGUCCGAGGAGUUUGCUGGCAAGCCGGACGCUAUGCUUAACUUCGACUACCAUCUGGAUCAAACCAUGCACGAGUUGCAAAGCCGUAUGGAGCGCCUCCAAUCCCUUGAAGCUGAGAACCAGAGCGUGAAGAAAGAGAUGGAAAUGAAAGCGACUAUUAUCUCCGGCCUGACCAGAGAACGGUCGAGUUUACAGGGCUCCUCGCCUGUGGACAUGGCUCUGGUGUCGCAACUGCGUGAUCAGGUCAUCUCCCAGGAAAUACAGAUCAACCGCCUUCGAGAUGCUCAUGAAUCUCGCCAAAAAGAGCUGUUGAACGAGAUCAAUUCGUUGAAGGGUCUUUUAAAGUCUCAGGAAAGCGCUACCCGUGCAAUGGAUGCCGGUGCCGAGAAGCAGGACAAGAAUAUCGAUGCUUUGAGGGGAGAACUUAGGGAGUGGAAAGGCAAACACAAGAGUGCUUUACAGUCCCUUCAAUCCUCGGAGUCGCAGCUCACCACGACUCUUGCUGAGCUCGAGAGUGCUUUGGCUUUGGUAGCUGCUAUGCGCUCUGAGCGCGCUGCCACCGAUGCCGACUCUACUGGAAAAGAAGGCGCGGCUCGAGAGAUUGAGGGUGGCCGCGCUGAACAGCAGGCGCUUGUCGACAGCUUGAUGAAGAACAUCGAGGACCACAAGUCUACUAUUGCUACUCAGCUUGCUACAAUUGCCACCUUGGAAAGGUCUCGCUCCGAUGCCCGGGAUCAACUGACUUUGCAGACCACUGUCCAGGAAGGAACCAAUGCCAGCGCUGUUGACUUAGAUAUGUCUUCUCGGAUGGCCGAGCUUGAGCAGCUAAUUUCUACUCACAAGUCGGUCGUGGACUCUCACAAGCAUGAGCUGGAUACCCUCCAGAAAUCUCACAAGCGCGAACUGGUCGAGUUGGAGGAGCGGACUAAGGCUGCUGCCCAGGCCGAGUGCGAUGCUCGUCUCGCCAAGAAAGAUGCUGAACAUGAGCAAUCCAUGGCGACUUUACAGAAUGAAAUUGCCGAGUCUCGCGAUGAGUUGGUUAAGCUACUCAAGGCUGUGUCGACUCUUCUCAACACCGAAGUAUCGGCCGAGAACCUAACGGAUCAAAUCCAAAAUGUUUUGGCUCAGAAGCAGCACUUCUCAGACAAGUAUGCUGAGCUCAUGGGCACUAAUGAAGACCUUCGCAAGCAGCUGGAUGCCAAUGCAGACUCUGAGAGCCGUCUGGACGAGUUAACCAAGAAGAACAACAUCCAGGACGCCAAGGUUAAUGAGCUGGCUCUCUUGGUAGCUACGUUGGAGGACACUCUUCGCAUGAAGGAGGAACAGAUCAAGAAGAAGGAAGCCCUAAUUGAGGAGAUCACGGUUGAGAAGCAGAAGAGCGUGCGUCUUGUGGAGGAGCUAGAGGAGCAAAUCACAAACAGCUUCGAUCAGCAUCACAAUCGUUUGUCCAUCAUUCAGCAAGAGCGUGAUCAGGCCCUGGAAGACGCCAAGGCCAAGAUUGUCAUCUACGAAGGUGACAUCGAGACUUAUCAAGUUCGGAUCGAGCAGCUUGAGCUUCAAAUCAAGAACACUGGAAACUCCGACGGCUCCCACGACCGCACCGGCUCUCCCACAUCCAACCUCCGCAAGAGCUCUUCCGCUGCUACCCUUCCCUCGCCUCCACCGGCGAUCCCUCUCCCUCCCCUUCCUACCAUUGCCUCUCACCCAAACGGCACUUCAAGCGUGUCCCCGCCCAACUCUCGGCAUGCCAGCAAAGAGCUAUCCAACGCUCAGAUGGUCGAGGAUCAGGAAGCUCGAAUCCGAACCAUCGAGAAGCACCUGUACGCCGAGAAACAGCUGACCGCCACCUUGGAGGAAGCUCUCGGCGACCUUGAAGCCCAGAGCACCAAGAUCAAAAGCGACUGCGAGGCCUGGAAGAAGAAGGCCUGGAGUUUCGAGGAUGAACUUAACUCCCUCCGCAAGGAACGCAACUCUGCUCGUCUGUCCCUCCAGGCCGUUGAAGAGGAGCGUAGUGCCCGCCGUGAAGCCGAGGCCGCGCGCGCUCAACUUGAAGAGCGCAUGCUCGCCCUUAACAAGAAAAAGAAGAAGAGCAGCCUCAACUGCUUUUAG
Penicillium digitatum Pd1 is the source of this 5166-nucleotide messenger RNA. RefSeq lists its product as uncharacterized. Gene Ontology annotation, cellular component: microtubule associated complex. Gene Ontology annotation, biological process: mitotic spindle organization; microtubule-based movement; spindle elongation. The record is from RefSeq and is a predicted model, not a curated record. NCBI's taxonomy places the organism in Eukaryota, Fungi, Ascomycota, Eurotiomycetes, Eurotiales, Aspergillaceae. Gene Ontology annotation, molecular function: ATP binding; microtubule binding; microtubule motor activity.